This is a messenger RNA of Pistacia vera, 910 nucleotides long. Its product is annotated as factor of DNA methylation 1-like. Gene Ontology annotation, biological process: gene silencing by siRNA-directed DNA methylation. The transcript is spliced from 5 exons. Lineage: Eukaryota; Viridiplantae; Streptophyta; Magnoliopsida; Sapindales; Anacardiaceae. Bases 394 to 720 code for a protein of 108 amino acids. The record is from RefSeq and is a predicted model, not a curated record.
AGACUCUCACGCAGCCAUCUCUCUCAGGCUCAUUUGGCCAUUUCUCCUUCACGCAGCCAUCUCUCCAGUCGCCAUUUCUUCUUCACGCAGCCAUCUCUCUCACGCUCCCAGGAUCCUCUUCAAAGUGCCGUUCGUCUGGGCUCUCAGAGACAAGAAAGAUGCAGCGGCUUUCUCGUGAUAGUGUUCUCAGGAUCUUGGAAGACCAAGAGAAACUCAGUUGUGAUUUGGAGGCUUGGAAGAAGAAAAAGGAUGAAUGGAGCAUAAAUUUGAACAACCUUGAAGAAGAGAGAAAUAAGAAGAAGAUGAAAGAUGAGUUGGCAGAGAAAGAGGAGAAAUUGGGUUCUUUGGAGGAAUUAAGUCAAACUCUUAUCACCAAAGAGCGUCAGAGCAACGAUGAACUACAAGAAGCAUGUAACAGAGUUAAUUCAGGUUUUUGUAGAUAUUUUGGGUGGUCGUACGACUAUUGGAAUAAAGAAAAUGGGGGAGAUUGAUCCAAAGCCAUUUCAAAAUGCAUGCAAGCAGAAGUUUUCACCGGAGGAAGCACAGGUGCAGGCCUCCACUCUUUGCUCCUUGUGGCAGAAGAAUUUGAAGAACCCAGAGUGGCACCCUUUCAAGAUAAUAGAAGUUGGUGGGAAUGCCAAGCCCGAGGUGUUGAUUUCCAAAUGCAAACAAUACUUAUAUCUGCUGCACAUGGACUAUAAUUUUUUUCAGUGUGAGUAGAUGUAACGGUCAUGCAUGGUGCAUGAAAUUAUAAAUGAAGACGACAAGAAGCUACAAAAACUUAAAGACUUGGGGGAUGAGAUAUACGAAGCAGUUGUAACAGCUCUGAAAGAAUUGAAUGAGUAUAAUCCAAGUGGGAGAUAUGCCAUUCCGGAGAUAUGGAACUUUAAAGAAGGAAGAAAAGCCACAC